AUGCAUAAUCCAUCAUCAGAGUUCAAAGACGAAACACAAAAGUUGGCAAUAGAAAGAGAAAGGAAGAAAAAGAAGAAGAAUAAGACCAACAAAGAUGAUGAUGAUGGUGAUGAUAACAGCAACAACAACUAUAAACAACAAUAUAAUGAUAUCAUAACAACAACAACAAUAGAACAAGAAAAAGGUCAGGAAGGAAAAAUAAUAUCAUGGUUAUUAUAUCUUGUUGUAGAUGAAUCUACAUUAUCUCCUGCGAUUAAAAAACAAUCAAUCUAUUUACUCGAUAAAGCUCUAAAGAAAUAUAGUAGCACUGCCACUAUUACUACGACUAUUAAAUAUGAUUGGACUUUGAAUACAAAUAUAUUAAAGAUUCUAUUCAAUCUCUUGGUAUUAUACAACAAAGAGGAUGAUGAAGAUGAUGAAACACAACCUCGAUUAAUAUCAAUCUUAAAUACUCUAAAUGCUGGUAUUACUGAUAGUGAACAAAAUGUAGAGUAUCUAAAACUAAUAGAGAAUACAAUUCGAAAGAAUCGUGAUAAUCAAGUAAUCAGAGAGAUCAUUCUAAAGAUCAUGGAAUCAAUUGACCCGAAACAGCUUGUGUCUACUUUUUCGUCUAUACAUAUUUCCGAAAACAUUAUGACUUACUUUCUCACUGAUCCUAGUAACGAUCAAUACCAAUUUAGAGUAAUUGAUAUAAUAAUCCGAUUAAAGAGUACCCAUCACAAAUAUAUUUCAAUAGUGGAAGAGUCAGACUAUAAUAGAUACGAAUUCUAUUCUCAAGAAUUGUUUUCAAAUCAUCAAGUAAUUCAACGUUUAUUCGAUCUAUUAGAAUGGUUUAUUCAAUCUGGGAAUAAACCUUCUUUCAAUAGGUUUAUUAAUUACAUUGACCCAACUAAAUAUAAAUAUGUAUCAUCUAGAAUAUUCCCAAUAAUGCUCAAACAAUUAUAUGAAUUAUAA
Molecule: messenger RNA, 954 nt
Organism: Cavenderia fasciculata
Lineage: Eukaryota; Evosea; Eumycetozoa; Acytosteliales; Cavenderiaceae
Exons: 4
Coding region: 1-954 (317 amino acids)
Source: RefSeq, a predicted model, not a curated record